AUGACGCUGGUCGUGUCGCUGGAGAUAGACCUGGCCGUCCUGUUUUCGCUGCCGGCGAUGGCGUUCACGCUACUGGAGGUGACACCGGAAGUUCCGAACGCAACUGGUGGCGGCCGUGGCGACUACUGCUUGGAGGAGAUGCUGGUGGCGCUACUGAAGAUGAUGUUCCUGGAGCCCGCGGCUGGCUUGAAGAUUCCUUGCAUCGUUGCUGGCGUGGGGUACACGUUUGUCGCGGAAGUUCCGGAUGGUGCUGAGGCGCAGCAUUUACGCGAUGUGGCGUGGACGGCGAUGCUGACGAAGAUCGGUGACUCUACUGAAGCGGCUCAGGAGGUUGGCGACAACGACUUGAGUCCUAUCACUUGGAUUUGUGCGGUUCUCACCCUCGGCUUUGGGCUGUACCUCUACGGCAUCGACGCGAAUUUAGUGCGCGGCUCGACGUCGGACUUCGACAAUCGCCGUUUGUGGACUGUGGGCAUCGAACGUGCUGCAUUCUACGCUUUCCCGUUGCUGGGCAGCGUCAUGCUGAAGCUGAAGAUAAUUUACAGCCAAAAGUUUGACAGCCUCAAGGACAAGAUCCACUAUUCGCUCGCCGCUCUCGUGUGA
This is a messenger RNA of Phytophthora sojae, 603 nucleotides long. RefSeq lists its product as hypothetical. The record is from RefSeq and is a predicted model, not a curated record. Bases 1 to 603 code for a protein of 200 amino acids. The transcript is spliced from 3 exons. Lineage: Eukaryota; Oomycota; Peronosporomycetes; Peronosporales; Peronosporaceae.